This is a messenger RNA of Serendipita indica DSM 11827, 1440 nucleotides long. The record is from the annotation of a GenBank genome assembly. Lineage: Eukaryota; Fungi; Basidiomycota; Agaricomycetes; Sebacinales; Serendipitaceae.
AUGAUCACACGGAGUACCAAACGGCUAUCCCUGUUCCUUAGUCCCACUCCCACCCAUGGGAUCGCACCCAGAGUCAAGAGUCCCGCGAACCCGACUGUGGCGGUCAUUUCCAAUCUCAGAACCGGCUCGUUGUUGACGAUAUUCUCGACUCCACAAUUCCCGCGUCACAUAGGUUCACCACCUUCAGCGUCGAACAUCAACGUUGCUGGCCUUUGGUCGAGGCUGACUUGCCUGUUUCGUCAUAUCCAGUGGAUCCUCGUCCGUCACUUUACCAGCAUCCUUUUCCGGCGUUUCAAUCCCUCUCAAUUCCUCGGUGUGCUCCAAGCACUCGUUCCUCGGCUCUUGAUCACGAUGGCGGGAUUUGACGAGCAUCGUGCAUGUCUGACCGAUCGCAAAGUCUACGAUGGCCUUAUUCAGCGGUAUAUCAAGGUGUCCGAUGAUGGGCACCAGAUGGAGGACGUUGCCAUCAAAGUCAUCAAGGCAGUCGGUCCUAGGCAUUCCAUUCAGAGGAGACGUCGUCGCGAGGUCACGAUUGGAAAGAUUCUCCAACAUCCGAACGUCCUACCGGUACAUGGUAUCGUGGAAGAUCGAAUGUUCGGGCCAUUCGGGGCCAUUGUUACGCCAGUGAGUGAAUCCUCUAACAGAAAGUUCUUAUUGAGUAUCCACAGGUGUCUAAACGGCAAUGCUGCGCAAUAUCUUCACAAGCACGCCCUUCACCACUGGAAAGAUACCGUCUAUGGCAAGGCGUGGUCGGUGGUCUUGUUUACUUACUCUCAUUCGCCGCAAAUCGUUCAUGGAGACAUGAAACCCGUAGGCCGCCUCACAUUUUGCAUCUCACGAUCUGAUUCCAUGCUCCUCCAAUGUUCUUAUCGCUGCCGAUGGACGGCCAAUGAUCUGCGACCUUGGACUGGUUCGAGUUGUGGUCGACGACCUUCUUCGUCUUCUUCUGGCGAUGGGUACAGCAGUGACGAAAGUCGGGAAUGGAUGCGUGAGAUCAACCACGACUCCGCAUACGGUUCAUCUACUCGGUUGUCACCCUACGCUCAUCGUGAGGAUAAUCGACGGGGUCAAAUUUUUCAUGACAUUCGCUGCGGGUGCCACCUGCCGUCGACCACGCAUCACAACGACCACGGAUUCUCCUCGUCCGACAUAUUACCCUCGGUCGAUGGUAUCGACGCCUUGUGGAAUAUCCUCGAGUUGUGCUGGAGUCGCGAUCCUCUUCAUCGUCCGACCGCAUCUUCCCUGUACGAGUGGUUGGACACUGCCGAAAACCUUAUAGUUGAUGCGCUUCAGCAAGCGCCUGACUACCCAACUACUCAAUUUCUUGACGCCAUUCGCCGCCGUCGCCACCAUCACAAGGCUCAUUCCGCUGCCAUUCUCUCAGUCAUCCUCCAAAACCUCGCUCGAAGGACCCAGGAUAAUCUCGAUUUUAAUUUAUGA